UGCCCGCCGGCGGCGGCGGGGGUGACCGGGCGCCAUGGAGGCGGCUCACCGCGCGGCGCUGCUGGCCGCCUCCUGCCUCCGCACCCCGCUCGACCCGCGCACCCGGGCGCCCGCCGCGCUGUACGAGCGGGGGCCGCCGCCCGCCGCCGCCGCGCAGUCAGAAAGCUUUACAAACAUCUCUUCUAAGGAUGGUUUUGAUUUGGAUUCCAAUACCGACAGAGAGCAGACACUCUCUCUAAAUAGGGACUGUGACAAGUGGAUAGACUUUUCCAAAAUGUGCAAUUCAAAUCAAGAAUAUUACUUGAAGUUAGAAGAGUUGAAGAAUGCCCACUUGGAGACCAUGGCAAAAUUAGAAAGCAUGUCUCAGAAUAAACUGUAUUUAAAAGGAGUACAGCCCUUGGACAAGAAAAAUGCUUCUUUUAACAUGUGUUGUAGGCCAACUUGGGAGAAGAGCUCUUAUCAGCCUCUAAAUUUACACACAUCCUUUUCAGACUCUGACUUAAGUGAUCCCUUAGGCUCAAGUAUAUCUGAUAGGUGUGACAGAGAAUUAGCAUUUGAAGAAAAUGGUAGUGAAACUAGAUCAUCUGCAUUUGCUAAGCAACGGAUCAGAAAAAUGUGGGACGGGUUUUCUGUGGAAGACUACAUCUCUCGCACCAAACACAGCUUACCAAGCUUACCAGCCUUCAGAAUGAUAUGGAAGAAACAGAAAGCAUGGUCACCAAAAGUUACUGUGCCCAAGCCUUUCCAGAUGACUAUCAGAGAAGCUAGAAAAAAAGAACAGAAUGUCAAAUCAAAGUCACAGAUUGAAAUGGAAAACAACUUACUGAAGAAGCAACUAGAGGAAGAAGCAGAGUGUCAGAAAAAAUUCCGAGCCAAUCCAGUGCCCGCUGCUGUUUUCCUUCCACUCUACCAUGAAAUCCUGCAACGAAACGAAGAACGCAGGAGGUCUGUGAAAGAGAGAAGCAAACUCAAGCUCUUGGCUUCUCAGAAGCCAUUUAAAUUCCUUGAACGAGAGAAGCAAAGGAAUGAAAUUAGAAAAAUGCAAUUAAGAGACCUUUCCGCACCUGAAAAGAAAACAAACCUGUUCAAAGCAAAACCAGUUUCUAAAUGUGUUUAUAGUCCAGCUGUUAACGACAAGCUAAGGGAGGAAGAGCUCUGCAGAGAAAUCAGGAUCAGAAUGAGAGCUGAAGAGUUGCUACAUAAUUCAUCUCUACCCACCAGCAGACUGGCUUUAAAAGAUACCAAUAAAAAGAAGAAACACAAGUGCAUUGAACCAAAGGAAACAGAACAUAAACCCAAGAUCAAAUCAAGUGUUCCAGAUUUUGAACUACUACACCAGAAGUUUCAGAAACGGCUCCUGCAACAAAAACAAGUGAAACACCUUACAGUCUGUGAACCUUUUGAUCUUCGUACUCCAUAUAUUCCCUCAAACAAGGGGAAGAUUUUGAAGGACAUUCAAGGGGAUGAAGAAAAGUUGAAAGAAACACGCUGGCCAUAUGCCUCUCCAAGACAUAAACCUCAAAUGAGACAUUCAACUGCAAAUUCGCAUCUCUCAGGAUUUGGAGAAUCUAAAUCACCAAGAAUCACAGAAUCCACAAGACGGCGGCUACAAGCCUUAAGGGAUUCACUUGAGGAAAAGAGAAAGCUGGAAGAACAACAAAAAAGGAACAGAACAAAGCAGAAACAAAGAACGAAAAAACUCCAGAAAAUUAUAACAGCUCGGGCUGAGGCCAAUGACCCACAUCAGAGCCUAGCUCAGAUGUCUAAAUCCAAAUUAAAAACAUUCAGGAAUUAUGAGAAGCAGAGAAUGCAAGAAUAUUUGCAAGAGUUGCAAGAAAUGGAAGAAAGAUUAAAACAAAGGCCGUUGCUUUUUGAAAGAGUCACUCAGAAAAAUGCCAGAAUAGCUGCAGAAAAGCAUUAUUCUAGCAGACUGAGAGCGCUGGGGAUUUGCCCAGAGUUUGUUUCAAAGAAAGGAAAAACAACUAAAUUGCUACAAUGCUCCAGUGCUGAAGAUUCUAAUAACUCCACUUAUGCCAGAGAAAGAGUCAUCGAGGAUAAAGUGAAAGAAAGGGAAUCCUUUGAGGAAGCAGCUGACAGCAGUCCUUGGUCUGAGCAGUCCUGUGAGGAGGAGGAGGAGAAGGAGGGAGAGAAGAGAAAAGUUGUCAAAACCUCCACCCAGGAUGGCCAAUCCAGUGAGCUGGAGGAUGAAGAAGAGGCAAGAACCAGCCCUUAUGCUCAUCAACCUUGCCACGCAGGGGAGGCUGGGUCCAGCCCCUCCUCUGACCAGCACCGUGAAGAGGAGGAGGAGGAAGAGGAAGCAAAGGCAGGCCUGUCGCUUGGCCAUUCCCAGGAGGAGGAGGAGGAUCAUUCAAGACCCAGCUCUCGGUCUGGCCAGUCCCAUGAGCAUGAAGAGGAAGGUCAGUCUGACCCUGAAGCUGAGGGUGCCUUCAGAUAUGAGGAUGAGGAAUAUGAAAAUGAUGAUUCAGAAGAGAAACCUAGUGAUGAUGAAGCUGACUGAAAGGAAGGCAGACAGGAUGGCCUGGGGCUCAGGAACCUAUUUCAUUGCUGGCAGUGAAAUGGACACCAAAGAAAAACUUGGUGCUUUGCUACUGAUACAAAAUUCUGUCAAUUUAAACUGCUUAGCUUAACAGUCUUGCCAGUGCAGAAAUUUUGUGUUUUCCAGUAAGAAAGAUCAAGUUACUAAUUUCUACCAAGAAUUUAAUUUUAUAUUAAUCUUUAUUCUAAUCUUUGGUGAUAUUAGUGCACCUCUGUUCAUAAAAUGAAUUGCAACCACUAUUUAAUAAUAAUGUCUUGCAUGCUGUGUUGGUAAGUA
Messenger RNA from Harpia harpyja (harpy eagle), 2833 nucleotides. RefSeq names its product FAM161 centrosomal protein A (gene FAM161A). The coding region runs from base 35 to 2518 and encodes 827 amino acids. Gene Ontology annotation, biological process: cilium organization. Lineage: Eukaryota; Metazoa; Chordata; Aves; Accipitriformes; Accipitridae. The record is from RefSeq and is a predicted model, not a curated record. The transcript has 7 exons. Gene Ontology annotation, cellular component: photoreceptor connecting cilium; cilium; ciliary basal body.